Gossypium raimondii (Peruvian cotton) is the source of this 450-nucleotide messenger RNA. Its product is annotated as L-type lectin-domain containing receptor kinase IX.1-like. The record is from RefSeq and is a predicted model, not a curated record. Gene Ontology annotation, biological process: protein phosphorylation. The transcript has 2 exons. Gene Ontology annotation, molecular function: protein kinase activity; ATP binding. The coding region runs from base 1 to 450 and encodes 149 amino acids. NCBI's taxonomy places the organism in Eukaryota, Viridiplantae, Streptophyta, Magnoliopsida, Malvales, Malvaceae. Gene Ontology annotation, cellular component: plasma membrane.
AUGGUUUCGACACUCGGAGACUACGGAUUAGCUAGGUUAGUUGAUCAUUCAAAAGGGUUAAAAAACACUCUUUUAGCAAGGGUGGGAUACAUUGCUCUUGAAUGUCUAUCUUCGGUCAAGGCUAGCGAAGAAUCCGAUGUAUAUAGUUUUGGAGUAGUGGCAUUAGAAAUUGCUUGUGGUAAAAGGUCAAUUGAACCCAAAUUUCAUGAGCUUGACACUCUAUUACUUCCAUGGGUGUGGGAGUCAUAUGGAAAUGGAAAGGUUCUUGACGUGGCUGACAAGAAAAUGGGAAUGGAAUUCGACCCAAAACAAAUGGAAUGUUUGGUGAUUGUUGGACUAUGGUGUGCGCACCCAAAUCUCAAACUAACACCAUCAAUCAGGAAUUGGAACAAGCGAGCCAGUAUUUGUUGGAACAACGGAAAUGUAAAUAUACACAAUCGCAACAAGUAA